Molecule: messenger RNA, 1215 nt
Organism: Phytophthora infestans T30-4
Lineage: Eukaryota; Oomycota; Peronosporomycetes; Peronosporales; Peronosporaceae
Exons: 2
Coding region: 1-1215 (404 amino acids)
Source: RefSeq, a predicted model, not a curated record
AUGCACUUACUGGCACGCGAUGAGCGCUUGCUGUAUGACCGUCGCAGUGAAGAAAUUCUGGGUGAAACGUUGGCGGCGUUCGCGGGUUUCGACAGCUCUCGAUUGGAUCCAACGGAGUGGAAAUUUCUGGCCAGACGCGAUCAAAUCACAGUGCACCGCGCUGUAUCAGCCACUCGUGAGGGCGUCGACAGUCACAAACGUCGAGUCAUUGCCAGCGGGUUACUGAACGCGCGUUUAACAGACGUUUUAGGCGGGCUCUACGUGGAGGAUGACAACGAGCUGUUGACAACGCAAGCUAUACUGAAUCCAAGUGGAUGCAUCGCUGUGGACGCCGCAGUACUAAUGGUAGCUGAGAGGAGACAAGUUCGAGCCACUCCGUUCCGGUUUGCAGGCGUAAAAUGGAUUUCCUGGAAGAGAAAUGUCAAAAUUGGUAGUCCACCUCUGACAAUUGGGGAGGGACAAGAAUACGAUUUAUUGACGUACGAACGUAUGGGUAUGGCGCUAGCAGAGCAAAGUGACAAAGAAGGCAGCCAGGAAGUGGCGUACCACGUGAUACUGUCGCUGAACAAGCCCGAAUGGCCAUUAAAUGUGGCUCGAGGACCUGGCUUACGACGAGCAGAUAUGGCAUUCUGUUACCUGUUCCGUAAAGUGUGCGAGGACUUGGUGGAAUGUUUUACACUAGUGGAUUAUGAUUGUCGGACGUCUGCAUCGUCGAGAAGAGCAGCAGAUACCGAGAUGGCGGACAGAGUUCUCAUGAUCACGAGGUUGCCGGAUUGUGCAUUGGCGAAGAGAUUGUCAGGGUGUAUACGGAAGGCAAAAGGCCGCCAAGUGUUGAUGAGCAAGACUUGUCUGCGUUGCGGAUCCAAAAGAAAAGUCACGGAUCCUUUGCGUUGUUGCUGCAUUUGCAAAAAAUCGGUUUGUCACAAAUGUUACAAGCUGAAAGUUACUUUUUCCAUGAACUCCCGGACACAUGAGCCGGAGACGGAUACUUUUUGUAACAAAUGUCUUGCUCGCAUCGCUAUUCUUACGGCAAAGAAGAACGCACAGCACAAUACGUCGGCUUCAGCUAACAGCAGUAGCAGCGGGAGUUCGAGAGACAGAGACCGGGAGAGCUAUUCGGGAGGAUCCAGUGAGAGCAACAGGAACAGCUUUAAAUUCUGGAAAAAGAGCAAGGAUAAAAGAGUUCCAAAACUACGACGUUUUCGGUCGAGCUAG